AUGUUUAAAUUAAUUACCCCAAAAAUAAUAAUACGACCUCAUAAAUUAUAUAGAUUUUAUUCUCAAUUUUCAAUUGAAGAUAUUGGGAAAGCUAGAAAAUGGAUAGAAAUAACUGAAGCUAAACAUAUUCCUCAAUCAGAAUUUGAUAUCUCUUAUAGUAGAUCAUCAGGAGCAGGGGGUCAAAAAGUUAAUAAAACAUCAAGUAAAGCCACGAUAUCAUUAGAGCCAGAAAAAUGGUUAACAAGAAGUUGCUAUUGGAUCCCAGAGCCAAUUAAACAACAACUUCGAGAGAAACCAGUGCGUUAUGAAACAAAAUCUGGAGGACUUUUGAUUCAGAGUGAUUCAUCAAGAAGUAGAUAUACAAACACAUCUGAUUGCUUUGAGAAAUUAAUCCUGGAAAUUAAAGAAAAAGUUUACUUUGAAUCAGAAGUUAAAGAAGAAGAUGUUAAGAAAUGGCAGGAAUUAGCUACAGUAAGAGCUGAAAAAAUCAAAUUUAAGAAAAAAUUACAAUCGGAUAAGAAAAAGUCUAGGUCUAAAAAGUUUGACAUUUAA
Molecule: messenger RNA, 552 nt
Organism: [Candida] anglica
Lineage: Eukaryota; Fungi; Ascomycota; Pichiomycetes; Serinales; Debaryomycetaceae
Source: the annotation of a GenBank genome assembly